Linum tenue is the source of this 717-nucleotide messenger RNA. The record is from the annotation of a GenBank genome assembly. Lineage: Eukaryota; Viridiplantae; Streptophyta; Magnoliopsida; Malpighiales; Linaceae.
AUGGGAGGGUCGGCAAUAGGCGCCAGUGAUUGUCCCAGCGCCGGAAUGGCAGGACCUUGCUGGGUCGACGACAUCGACAGCCGAGGAGGGAGCGACAGGUGUUUGCUAAGGACGACACCAUGGAGCGCAGGGUAUCUGUUCAUGAAUUUGAGAUGCAUGAGUGUGAUUGAUUUACCCAAUGCCCAUGGAUUUCAUAACCCAAGAACAUCUCGCACUCAACUUGCUUGCUAUGUCUACGUGGUUCUCAUAUCCAGAUUAAUCAAGAAAUCGAAUCUCAUCUUCAAUUUAAGGAACAUUGGAUGCCUGGAUGUGAGUUGUUGGAUCCCCGAUGUUGGAGAGUUUCCCGAUUUCUUAUACGAAAAGGGUGGACAUCCUUCCGUUCGAGUUUCUAUACAUGUGCAGCAGGUGAUGGGGAUGAUGUUUGUAGAGUCUUGGGUUAUAAACCAAUGUGGCCUGGAGUGCAGGAUCAUGGAAGCUGCUAUAUGUUUCAAGAGCUGUAAGGUUUUGGAGUGGAAGAUCCUUGCCAGCUUGAAAACAGAAGAGUCUGCUCAAAGGAAGAUGCUGUGGUUUCAGUAUUAGAUUGUUCCAUUCUAAUAUCUUCAUGUACAUCUUAGGGAUAGGGGUCCAGAUUUGUAUAAAUUGUCCUAUGUUUUUAUGAGUUUAAACUGGUUGUAGUUUGCUCUCAUGUGGAGCUUUUUUUUUAUGAAAUAAAGCCUG